This is a messenger RNA of Drosophila navojoa, 817 nucleotides long. RefSeq lists its product as uncharacterized. The record is from RefSeq and is a predicted model, not a curated record. Lineage: Eukaryota; Metazoa; Arthropoda; Insecta; Diptera; Drosophilidae. Gene Ontology annotation, molecular function: protein binding.
UUGUCCUCUAAUCUAAAAAAAAAAUUCUAUAAAUCUUUACAUCUUGUUGCUCAAUAUCUAUGCAGUAUGAAUACGUCUAGUUUCGAGAAGCUCGCUUCAUUUUGCAAAUCGCUGCGCGACUCGGAACUGCGAACAGUCGCCUUGCUCGGCUGUCCGAUGAAGAUCCGAAAAUCGCGGCACUUCUUUCAGCUGGAGGUCACAAUUCGCGGGCAUGUUGAUACCGAGAUGCCGCCGGACUCGCGAAUCAGCUGCAAGAUGGUGUUCAUGUGCCCCAAAUUUUAUCCUCGCAGUCUGCCCGAGGUGCAUAUCCGAUCAAAGAAGAACUUUCCCGACUAUCUGGAGAACGUCAUCUUCUCCGAGUAUGAUCGGAUGACGCAUCUGGAUCGUGGCUCCCAGUACAUAAUACCCAUGGUGAGCAGCGCCCUCUACAUGAUCGAGCGCGAGGAGCAGAAGAGAUCAGAGCGUGCCGUUGGGGAAAAUGAAACUAGAAACUUGUAGCUCCACAGCUAGCACAGCGUUUUGUUAAAUGGAAUGCGCUUUUCAGCAGCAAGCGUAUUCCUUUUUUUCUCGUUUAUUUUUAUCUAUUUAUUAAAUUUAUGAUCUGUGUGAGAGGUGUGGUAAUGCCGUAAGUGAAACACUUGUGGAUUGAGUACAGCGGCUAACUAACAAUUUCUAUUGUGGACAAAUUGCUAGCAAAUAGAAGCCUUAAAAUUUUGGAAUCUCGAUUUAACUAUCCAAAUAGAACAAAUUUUUGUGAAUGUGCUAAUAUACAGAACCGAAAUGUAUUUCAUACUCAGACAUUUCUAUAAAUAAAAAU